Messenger RNA from Cyprinodon tularosa, 2338 nucleotides. Its product is annotated as calpain-2 catalytic subunit-like. Gene Ontology annotation, cellular component: cytoplasm. The record is from RefSeq and is a predicted model, not a curated record. Gene Ontology annotation, biological process: proteolysis. Lineage: Eukaryota; Metazoa; Chordata; Actinopteri; Cyprinodontiformes; Cyprinodontidae. The coding region runs from base 106 to 2199 and encodes 697 amino acids. Gene Ontology annotation, molecular function: calcium-dependent cysteine-type endopeptidase activity; calcium ion binding. The transcript is spliced from 21 exons.
CAGGCUCCUCCUCUCCGGGGGAAGGUCUCUGUCUGACUGAGUCCAGCAGUAAAACUUUUCUCCGUUCACCUCCAGCUGCUUCACUUCUAGUCGUUCUGCGCCACCAUGUCCGGAGUCGCCUCCACUCUGGCCAAACAGCGGGCCUUGGCCGCGGGGUUCGGGAGCAACUCCAACGCGGUUCCGUACCUGAAUCAGAACUUUGAGGCCCUGCGCGCUCAGUGCCGCUCCUCCGGGCAGCUGUUCUGCGACCCCACCUUCCCGGCCGAACCAGAAUCUCUUGGCUUUAAGGAAUUGGGUCGAAACUCAUUCAAGACCCGCGGAGUCAUUUGGAAGAGACCGACGGAGCUGGUCUCAAACCCGGAGUUCAUCAUGGGUGGCGCCACCAGGACUGACAUCUGUCAGGGAGCUCUGGGUGACUGCUGGCUAUUAGCAGCCAUUGCCUCGCUGACGAUGAACGAGUAUGUGAUGGCACGAGUCGUUCCAUCAGACCAAGGAUUUGGAGAUGAUUAUGCAGGAAUCUUCCACUUUCAGUUCUGGCAAUUUGGUGAGUGGGUGGACGUGGUGAUUGACGAUCGGCUGCCAGUUAAAGACGGAGAGCUGAUGUUCGUGCACUCGGCAGAAGGCCGGGAGUUCUGGAGCGCCUUGCUGGAGAAAGCUUACGCUAAGAUGAAUGGCUGCUAUGAAGCACUGUCUGGUGGUUCCACCACUGAGGGCUUCGAGGAUUUCACUGGGGGCAUUGCAGAGAACUAUGACCUCAACCAGCCACCGCCUAACCUGUUCCAGAUUAUCAAGAAGGCGCUUGAGGCUGGAGCUCUGCUGGGCUGCUCCAUCGACAUCACCAGUGCUGCAGACUCCGAGGCUGUUACUCGUCAGAAGCUGGUGAAAGGCCACGCCUACUCACUGACGGGUGCUGUGGAGGUGAACUACCGUGGGCAUCAGGAGAAGCUAGUGAGAAUGAGGAAUCCCUGGGGUCAGGUAGAGUGGACCGGACCCUGGAGCGAUGGGUCCUCUGAGUGGAACUACGUUCAGGGCGACUGUCCUCACGCCAAUGCAGAGGAUGGGGAGUUCUGGAUGGCGUUCACUGACUUCCUGCGGCACUACUCCCGCAUAGAGGUGUGCACUCUGACCCCCGACACUAUUGGAGACGACUCUGUCAAACACUGGAGUGUUAGCAAGUUUGACGGCAACUGGAGGAGAGGUUCCACAGCCGGAGGCUGCAGGAAUCAUCCUUACACGUUCUGGAUGAACCCUCAGUUUGUGAUCAAGCUGGACGAGGAAGAUGAUGAUCCUGAUGAUAAUGAGGUGGGCUGCAGCUUUGUGGUAGGUCUGAUCCAGAAGAACCGCAGGAAGCUGCGGAAACACGGCGAAGACAUGCACACUAUUGGCUUUGCCAUCUAUGAGGUUCCACCGCAGUUCCGCGGACAGACGCAGGUCCACCUGGAUAAAAACUUCUUCUUGACCCACGCUCAGACGGCCAGGUCAGAGACCUUCAUCAACCUGCGGGAGGUGACCUCCCGCUUCAAGCUGCCGCCUGGAGAAUACCUGAUCGUCCCAUCCACCUUUGAGCCACAUCAAAAUGGAGAUUUCUGCAUCCGAGUUUUCUCCGAGAAGCAGACAGAGACAGUGCCGUGUGACGACCCGGUCAGUGCAGAGCUCACGGACGAGACGGUGUCGGACGAGGAAGUAGAUGCAGGGUUCAGAAACUUGUUCUCCAAACUUGCAGGAGAUGACAAGGAGAUCUCUGCAUGCGAACUGAGGACCAUCAUGAACAAGAUUGUCGGCAAACGAACUGACAUCAAAACGGAUGGAUUCAGCCUUGAGACCUGCAGGAUCAUGGUCAACCUGAUGGAUGACAGCGGGAACGGAAAGCUGGGCCUUGGAGAAUUCGCCACUCUGUGGAAGAAGGUGCAGAGAUACCUGUCAAUCUAUAAGCAGAACGACACAGAUAACUCUGGAACGAUGAGCACUCCGGAGAUGAGGGUGGCCUUUAAAAAUGCAGGUUUCACCCUCAACAACACCAUUUACCAGCUGCUGGUGGCCAGAUACUCUGAAACAGACAUGACCAUCGACUUUGAUAACUUUGUGGGGUGCCUGAUGAGGCUGGAGAUGAUGUUCAAGAUCUUCAAGAAACUGGACAGCGAAGACAGCGGCUCCAUUGAGCUCGACUUUAAUCAGUGGUUAAACUUCGCCAUGAUCUGAACCAGAACCUUUCUGGGUCGGUCCAUCGCACCGUUUACAGCUUCAGCUUCUCUUUCUGAUACAGUUUCUGACAUUUUUAUCAGUAUUUUAUCUUCUACACCAACUGUCUCAUAAAGCCAAUAAAUGUACCUACAACACA